Molecule: messenger RNA, 741 nt
Organism: Brassica napus (rape)
Lineage: Eukaryota; Viridiplantae; Streptophyta; Magnoliopsida; Brassicales; Brassicaceae
Product: oleosin-B1-like
Exons: 2
Coding region: 71-520 (149 amino acids)
Biological process (GO): lipid storage; sexual reproduction
Cellular component (GO): membrane; extracellular region; monolayer-surrounded lipid storage body
Source: RefSeq, a predicted model, not a curated record
UCGUAAAUUCUCACAACGAUCGGACCAAAGAAUCAUUCCCAUCUCUUUUGACCAUUCAAACUAGUGAAAAAUGGGGGUACUCAGAAAGAAACACAAUAAAAAAUCCAGAAGGCCGUCGUUUAAGAGUGUUUUAACCUCAAUAUUAGCUACACAAGCCGCAAUAUUCCUCUUAUUGCUCGCCGGUGUUUCCCUCGCUGGCACAGCCGUCGCAUUUAUCGCUAGCAUGCCACUAUUCGUAGUAUUCAGUCCGAUUCUCGUACCAGCGGGUGUUGCCACUGGCUUACUGGCCACGGGUUUAGCAGCCGCCGGUAGCUCCGGUGCAAUGGCUGUCUCCCUCAUCCUUUGGGUCAUCAAGCGAGUAACGGGCAAGGAGCCGCCAAAAAUCAUGUCAAAAGUCUUGAGAAAGGUGUUUCCUGGUGGAGGUACUCCAUCUAAACUGGCAGCAAAACCAGAAGCCGAGCCAGCGGCCGCACCAGCUGCAGCACCAUCAGCCGCACCAGCAGCUGCACCGAGUACAUGAAAAGAAGCGGUGGGUAAUAAGCAAAGGAUGAUAGAUAAAUAAUCCAACUUUUAAAAAUAAAUAAUAAUAUUACGUGGGGAUCGAAGUUAAAUUUUCAAAUAUCACUAUACUAAGGAUAUCGUGGAACGAAAUAGUAACAAAUGUAAGCAUUUUUAUUGUAUAACAUUUUAAGAACGAAGCGAUGUAUCGUUGAUGUUAAUUUUAUUCAAGUUCUUGUUUCA